CUCAUUUUCAAUGACGGCCUAACAGUGGGUUAACUGCCUGUGAAAAAUGAUAUCCCCCUACAUCCCGACCCACUGCCUGAUUCUAUCCCCUGACCGAUUCCCUCUUUUGUUUCCAGAAUGACAACAGCAGACAGAAAUAGAAUCUUCUCCACCGUGCAAUGCCAUAAAUCGCUGCUGCCUGCCUGCCCAUCCUGGCCAGCAGCUGUGGCUCCCUCCUUCUUUCCCUCCCUCCCUUUCUCCUCAGUGCUAAUGGACGCUAGUCUUCAGCCAAGCUGCAUGUAGAGAGAGGGAGAAGGCUACUGUCGGAUGGUGUUUGAUGGUGACCCUUGUCUGUUUAAUUGUUUCUAGAUAAAUCUCCAUUUGACUGGUUGGAUUUCCCUCUUUUCAUUGCCAAGAGUCCCUUGUUUGCUUUCCCGUCUUGUUAGGAGAAAUUGGAAUGUACAAAAAUCACAUAAAAGAUACGAACAACAACUACAAUAAAAGCCUUCUCCCUGACCACAAGGAGAAGCUGAUCCAGGCUAUUAAAAGAAUAAAGCAUGAGGUAGACGAGUGCUGGGAGGCAGAGAGAGAGACGUACAUAUGGUCUCUUGGUGUAGAGAGAUGUUUUGAUAAUCUGGAACGGGAGGUGCGAGCUGAGUUCCAGAACCUCCAUCGCUUCCUGGACGAAGAGGAGACCAUGGACAUGGAGCGACUGAAGAAGGAGAAAGAGAAGAGGGUGAAGCUGCUUAGGGAGAGAGAGAAGAAGAUCGCCAUGCAGGGAAGAGAUCUAGAGAGAGGCAUUGCCACGCUCAACAACAAACUGGCCGAGGAAGACAGUCCCAAACUGCUCAAAGAGAUUCAAGACCUCUUGAAAAGGUCCCAGGUGGCUUUCAUACCCCCUCCGCAGGUGGAUGUGGAGGUGCGAUCAGCACACUUUGUGGGGCCCAUCCAGUACAGGAUAUGGAAACACAUGAAGAGCUGCCUGUACCCAAAUAUCACUGAAGUGACCUUUGACCCAGAGACAGCCCACCCCCUCCUCACCCUCUCCCCCAGCUGCACUUCUGUGUGGUUCGAGGAGGACAAAGUUAUCCCCAAGGCCUCAGAGGAGGAGCAGCCCCCGAACCCCCGCUGCUUCCACUACUACUACAGUGUCAUGGGCCGAGAAGGUUUCAUCACCGGACGCCAUUACUGGGAGGUGGAGGUGGGCCGCAAGACAGCAUGGCGGCUGGGUGUGGCCAGGGAGGACGUCCACCGGGGGGAGAUGGACUCCAGCGGGACCAGUAACGGUCUCUGGACCCUAUCCCUGAAGGGAGGGGCCAUCUUGGCCUGUACAGACCCCAAACCCACCAAGGUCCCGGUGUCCAUCAGGCCCGUCCGGAUCGGAGUGUUCUUAGACUGUGAGAAGGAGGAAGUAGCGUUCUAUAACGCUGUUACCAUGACGCCGCUGUACACAUUCUCCAUGGAAACAGUGUUCGUUCCGCUGAUCCCCUUCUAUAACCCGUGUGACACGGACAAUGGGAGGAACCUGGGUCCCCUAAACCUCUUCAGCCCCUCUAUAUGAAAGUACAGAGAACCAAGGAGAACCAAGGUUGCACUGGAGUAUAUUUCGUUUGGGGAUGCGGUGGAAGGAUAGAGAGAAUUUGUAAAUGGUUUGUUUUAUACAGUGUGUGUUUCUGGUAUAAUUUCAUAGCUGGCUGGAAGUAUGAUGUAAAUUGUAUCAGUUAAAAAAUCCAAUGAGUUUAUGAUAUGCAUUUACAUUUUACCAGGGAAGGCUGGUGUGAGGAGCUAUAGGAGGAUGGGCUAAUUGCAAUGGAAUGGAAUCAAUGGAACGGAGUCAACGAGGUUUCCAUAUGUUUGAUGUGUUUGAUACUGUUCAAUUUAUUCCAUUCCACCCAAUACAAUGAGCCCAUCCUCCCACACGCCUCCACUGACAUGUACCUAACCAGCUCUAUGGUAUAGCACUAUCAAUUCAUGUUUAUGCCAUUGCGUUCAGUUGUUUGCAUUGUGGUUUUAAUAUUGACAUUUUAUUGGCAUUAAAUACACAAAUAAAUAGGUAAACAAUUUAACACAAAACCUUGGUCUGUGCUUAUAACACCAGAAUGUGAUAUUUUUGUCAUAUUGUCACAUAAUAGGUUAUGAAUGUAGAAAAACCAGACUAAGGUAUCGAAAACAAGUCCCAAAAAUGAGCAAAGGCCAAAUGCCAGUAUCCUAGUGGGGGUAGAUACCACGGGGCCUCAGGACUUAACAGGAGGGGUUAACUGCACAAUGAUGUUACCUUUGGCCCAUCUAUAAAUACUGUGGUCAUGCAUCCACAGCUGUGACACUUUGUCUGCAGUCCAAAUGUCACCCUAUUCCCUAUAUAGUGCACUACUUCUGACCAGGGCCCAUGGGCCCUAGUAAAAUGUAGUGCACUAAAUAGGGAAUAAGGUGCCAUUUGGGAUGUAUCUAUUGUGGCAUGGGUAUGGGAGAAAUGUAGGGGAGGGGGGUGGGAAGAGGGAGGAAGAGGACACACAGGGUGACACUGGAGAGUGUGACACUGUGGGAAAACAACUAAAUGUGUGUGACAUUGAGUAAGAUGACUGACGUGAGGUAGCAUGACAACACCGUCACAUUUACAGAGACCAAGGCUUCCUCAGUGAGCGUGGCCAUUAGUAUGAUAUCUUACACUAUGCACGGUGUGCCAGAUAGACAGCUAGGAGAAAAGUGCUCCACGAAAUGAGAUCGUAAAAUCUAAGUACACACACGUUAUGGCCUGCCUGCCUACCCGAAUAACAUUAUGACAAAUUCAAAGCUUUGGAAAAGUACAGAAUCAAUGACAAGGAAAGGACACUAGAUUUUUUUCUCAUAAUCUUUUGUUUAUUCUUCGUUAUGUUUUUUUAGACAUGAAAUAAAGAAAAUAACACCUUUCCUUUACAAAACGCCUGUGUGUUGUGUUGUGAAAAAAGGGAGGAGGGAGAUCAACAGACUACAGAGCGCUACACACUCCAUCACAGCAGAAGGAGUAAACAGACAGAAUCAGAAUCAGGGCAGAGAGAGAUCACUCACAUAGUGCAAGGAACGCCAAUGAGAACACUGGUGUGAAUUUGGGGAGGUCUGUCCCAGCCAGGGAGGGAAUUGAAUCCACAACCUUCUGGUUCCAAGACCCAGACACUAACCAACCAUCCCAAAUAGGGUAGGUUUGUUACAUUACCCCCUCUUUUGGGAAGCGCUAUAAUGCAGUAGUGGUAUAAAACAUGUCAAAUUCAUCCACAUGCACAUCUCAGUUCCACUUCAGGAGGGCUAGGUCUCAAAUACUGUUUGAGGCUUUUGCAUCCAUUUUUAAUUCAACCUGCUGUUUACAUACAAAUAGUGCCACUGAAUUCCCAAGAUGAACAGCAGUUACUGUCUCACCAAGUUACACAAUACACUUCAACAUGAUGUUAUCCAUCUCAUGCUAAUGCACAAUCAAAUAAACCCCGACAACCAAAUGGCAAGCAACUAGGUAAUUUAUCACUCUUCCAAUCAUGACUGAGUGUCUGAGUGCUUUAUAUGAAACACUUCCUGUCCUGACUACAAUAUUCUGUAUCUCCUGACUGUGUUAUGUCUAUAUAUGCAGUACAGUAGACCUAUAAGGUAGUCAGGUCUGCAUAUAGUACUUUACCGCGGUUUAGCCUGAGACCACCCUACAUCAUAUAAACCAAACGGUGCCUCUUGGAGUGUAUUUAUAGAAUAUAGGCUGACUAGCCAUUGAAUAUUUGAUUUCAUAUUUGAGGCACUAAAUCAAAGAUGAGAGUCAUCUGGUGUAGAGCACCUCAGAGGUGCAGGUUUGUGUGAUGUUAACCACAUACUGAGUCUGGACAAACACAGACCGGUUUCUAAACAAAUGUUAGAUGAUAAGCAGAUCAUUGAGGACAAUCAUUUCUAAGCAUGGAUAUGUGAAGUCGACAUACAGCUGAAGUUGUGAUUUUCUUUUCAUUGCACACACAUAGGCUAGAGGCUUAUACCUAGACACAGAUACAAAAUGAUGUGUCACACGCACGCAGGCAUGCACACAACACGGGCACGCACAACACACACAGGUACAAUCACACACACAGGUACAAUCACACACACACACAUAGGUACAAUCACACACACAGGUACAAUCACACGCACGCACGCACGCACACACACACGCACACACACAUACACGUUAGGAUGAAGAUAACAGUAUGACUGAUCAAUCCUCCAAACACACACAGACAGCUUUUAUAAAAGCAGAAAAAUAUGAAUAAUAAUAAUACUGUCUUUGAGGAGAUCAUGUGGACAUGCUGCAAUAAACGUCUUUAUCUUUAAAGUGACAUAGAUCAUUCUGUAUUUUUUAAAUAUAUAUAUAUAUAUAUAAGUUAUGUAAUGGUGUUAUACUGUGAGUGUUAUCAUCAUAGGGUUGAAAUAGUACUAAUAAAAGUUAAUCCAAUCAAAAUAUUUUAGAGAUCUAUUCGAAGAUCCGUGACACGGAAAAAUAUGCACUUAUUCAGUUGUGUUUACGAUUUUCAGUUGUUCAAGUUGUAUUUUAUAAGUUAGUGAAGAUUAGUUUGUAUGUAUACAGUAUAUUCAAUAAUCAGCAUGUAGGCUUUGCACAGGUGAGAAAUUAGAUUAGCUUUUUUAUAUCAUCAAGUACAAUACAACGACCAUUCUAUACACUAAACACAUUCAACCUUUGAGAGGAGACUUUUAAAACCUUACACAUGCAAUAUUUACAAUGCUGAACCUCGUCAGCAGCGUCAUAAGGGAGUGUUUGUGUGUGUGUGUGUGUGUGUGUGUGUGUGUGU
Molecule: messenger RNA, 4769 nt
Organism: Oncorhynchus mykiss (rainbow trout)
Lineage: Eukaryota; Metazoa; Chordata; Actinopteri; Salmoniformes; Salmonidae
Product: zinc-binding protein A33
Molecular function (GO): protein binding
Source: RefSeq, a predicted model, not a curated record